AUGAGCUCUGCAGAGACCCAGGCACGUCAGCCAGACGUUGUGAUUGAGGCCGAUGACGUUGACUCUGCUCUUGGGGAUGACCUGUCCGUCUACACCCGCUCUCUCAGAUCAAGCCUAUUCCAAGGCGUACAGGAAAAUGGCAGGGCCUAUCACAGGUACAAAGAUGGCUCCUACAUCCUCCCCGAGGACGACCUCGAGCAGGAACGCCUAGACCUACAGCACGAGCUAUUUUUGGGUGCGUUUGGUCGAAAACUCUUUCUUGCCCCUAUUCAACGGCCGAUGCAGGAAGUCCUCGACCUAGGGACAGGCACCGGCAUUUGGGCAAUCGGAUUUGCCGACCAGCAUCCCGAAUCCAAUGUCCUGGGCAUCGAUCUCAGUCCAAUUCAGCCGCACACCGUCCCUCCGAAUUGCAAAUUUGAGGUUGACGAUUUUGAUACCCGGUGGACCUUCAACAGAAAGUUUGAUCUUAUCCAUGGCAGAAUGCUCCUGACUUCGUGCUCUGAUUUUCCAAGGCUGUUCCGCCACGCCUUCAAUGCUCUGCAGCCUGGUGGGUGGUUUGAGAUGCAGGAUCUCUACAUGCCGUUGCUAUGUGACGAUGGCACACUGGAAGGGACAGCCUACGGGGAGUGGAAUGACAGGUAUAUAGAAGCUUGUGUGGGCCUUAGAAGGGAUCCCUCCUGGACUGCGAAGUACAAGGAUUGGAUGGUUGAGGCUGGAUUUGCAGGGGUUAGGCAGGAGAUUUUCAGGUGGCCCGUCAACCCUUGGCCCAAGAACAAGGCUCUGAAGGAAAUAGGCAUCUGGAAUAUGAUCAACAUGCUCGAAGGGCUGGAUGGUUUCACAGUUCGACUCUGGGCCACAGCGUUCGGUAUGACGGCCGAGGAAAUCCGAGUAUUCCUUGUGCAGGUACGAAAAGAUUUGCGAGACACCAGGAUUCACUCGUACUGGCCCAUGUGA
Messenger RNA from Cladophialophora immunda, 954 nucleotides. RefSeq lists its product as uncharacterized. The transcript has a single exon. The coding region runs from base 1 to 954 and encodes 317 amino acids. Gene Ontology annotation, molecular function: methyltransferase activity. The record is from RefSeq and is a predicted model, not a curated record. NCBI's taxonomy places the organism in Eukaryota, Fungi, Ascomycota, Eurotiomycetes, Chaetothyriales, Herpotrichiellaceae.